GGUUUCAGGAAAUAAGACUAUCAGGAAGUAGAAAGUUUUUGAGAAGUGUUGUGUCGCCGAAAUGACCAUACUGUUAAACGUUUAACUCGGUUAAAGACUGGACAUAGUGUUGAAAGAAAACCAAGUGUGAAAACUGCCUACAAAGUUUAAGGACUAGCUGAGGAGGCCAUGAAUCGUGUCCCCCUGCAGCAGCAGCAGAGCUGUGGGUCCUGGGAGCUGAAGGAGCGGCUGGGCACUGGAGGCUUUGGGAAUGUCACUCGAUGGCAAAACAGGGACACAGAGGACAGAUUGCAAUAAAGCAGUGCCGUCAGGAGCUGAGCGAGAGAAACAAAGAGAGAUGGUUGUGGAGAUCCAGACAUGAAAAGGUUGGAUCAUGUUAACGUUGUCGCAGCCAGAGAGGUUCCUGAGGGGAUGCAGAAGACAAUGACCACCAAUGACCUGCCACUGCUGGCUAUGGAGUACUGUCAGGGAGGAGAUCUGAGAAAGUAUCUAAACCUCUUGGAUAACUGCUGUGGAAUAAGAGAGGGCUCCGUUUUGAUUCUGUUAAGUGACAUUUCAUCAGCUCUAACCUACCUUCAUAAGAAGAGGAUCAUCCACAGAGAUCUGAAACCAGAAAACAUUGUUCUGCAGCAGGGGGAGAAGAGAUUGAUCCACAAGAUUAUAGAUCUCGGCUACGCUAAAGAGUUGGACCAGAGCAGCCUUUGCACCUCAUUUGUGGGAACACUACAGUACUUGGCUCCAGAGCUCAUUGAGAGACAGAAGUACACAGUCACUGUGGACUACUGGAGCUUUGGGACUUUGGUAUUUGAGUGUAUCACAGGAUUUCGCCCUUUCUUACCAACCUGGCAACCUGUUCCUUGGCACAACAAACUGAGGCUGAAGCAGGACGAUGAUAUUGUUGUCUAUGAGGACCUCUCGGGGGAAAUCCACUUCUCAAAACAUCUCCCUCAGCCUAACAACCUCAACAGUCUGUUAUUAGAGAGGCUGGAGAGGUGGCUGCAGCUGAUGUUAAAGUGGUCUCCUCAGGAGAGAGGCAAAGACCGUGAUGCUACACCCAUGGACUGCUUCUCCCAGCUGGAGCUCAUACUGCAGCUCAAGCUGGUUCAUGUCCUGAACAUGAUUUCUGCAAAAAUCCUGACGUACUCUGUCUCCGACGAAGAGACUGUGGCCGACCUGCAGCUGAGGAUAGAGAAAGACACCAACAUCCCUGCAGCCAAUCAGGAGCUGCUGCUCGAGGCGGGGCUAGCCUUGGAGUCUCAUGGACUGGCCAUGCAGUGCGCCAUAGAUUACAAAGAGAUAGAUGGGCGAAGGACAGACUUGCCUCUGGUCUUCCUGUUUGAUCGUUCCUCUUGCAGUUAUGAACCUCAGUUUUCUCCUCGCACCCUUCCGGAAAACAUCCGCUUUGUCCAAACCGACCCUAAACGCCUUCUGACUUACAGCCCUCUAAGGAGGACCUGCGGCCAGGCGUGGCACACCAUCCGCUCCCUGAAGGAAGACUGGCAAAGACUGCAGCAGGGGCAGAAAGCUGCCAUCAUGAGCCUGCUGAGACACAACUCUUCACUGUCCAAACAGAAGAAUGAGAUGGUGUCCAUGCACCAGAGACUCAUGGCCAAGCUGGACUUCUUUACCACAAGCCUCCACAUAGAUAUGGACAAAUACCAGGAACAGACCACCACCGGGAUCGCAUCAGAGAAACUCCUGGGCGUGUGGAGGGAGAUGGAGCAGACUGCUGUCAGCUGUGGUCAGGCCAAGGUGAGUGAACUGGAGGAGGAGAUGAUGCAGCUGCAGCCAGACAUAGUGGAUGUGCAGCGACAGCCGUGGAGGAGUGGAGAGGCCCUGGACACACUUGAAGGAAAGGCCAUGGAGCUGUUCCGCAAACUCAGAGAGAAACCCAGAGAUCAGAGGUGCCCAGGGGACAGCCAGGAGGUGGUGCGCCUGGUAGUUCAGGCUGUGCAGUUCUACGAGAAGAAGCUCAGAGACUUCUACACACAUCUCAGUAAAACAGCAGUGUGUCGUCAGCGUGUGAUGGAACUGCUGCCGAAGGUGGAGGGUGUGGUACAGAAGAUGGCUGAGAGUGAACAGGUCCUGAUGAGUCUGCAGGAGAAACGACAGAGGGAACUGUGGAACUUGCUCAAAGUCGCCUGUAGUAAAGUACGCAGCCCAGUGAGUGGGAGUCCUGAUGGAUUACGAACUCCCUCUUCAGUGCCGCCUCUACUGACCCCCAGACACAGCUUACAGCAGUUGGACGAGUCUCUUGUGGAAGAGAGCAGGACAUUUGAGAGUCGACUCCAGAGUUUGCUGCAUGACACCAUCCAGGAAUCAGAGAGCAGUAUGGAGGUGUUGAGGGAGUGGACAUGGCUGCAGGAAGGCCAGAAUUUCUCCAGUGACCUCGCCUAAAUUGUUUUUGCUUACAUGUGGUACUCUACUGCCUCUGUGUGGAUAAGAUGUCAAACUACACAAGGAUGUGGUAAUAGCUGGUCUUUUUAACAAUAUGAAUGGAGUAAUAGCUGCUGGUACAUAUUUGCUUAAUGAGAUUAAGCAGUAGGUAAACCUACUUACAACUCCUGUCUGAUGUAAAGAAAGAGGCUCUAAAGCAAAUGUAUCUUGGAUUGGAAUGAGAUACAUUUAUUAAAGCAGGAUCUUAUUCACCCAUUUGGUAUUUAAAAAAAACAUGAAAUAUUUUUUGGGCUAAAACUGCACUUUAUAAUGGAAAGAUCAACCAUUUCAUUGGCACCAUUAAUUGAAUCUGAUGAUUGUAACAUACGAACCAUUUAGAAAGUCCCAGUCUGACCAUACCUACAUACAUUACUGCAGUGUUACAGUAUGAGAAGAGGUCUGCACGCAGUGCAAAUUCUCAAACCAAAACUGUCAUAAAACAGCGGGCAGACAUAGUAAGAGUAAUUUUUAUCCUCAAAUUUAUGAGAGAAAGUGAAAGAGAAUUCAUGAAUGUAAAUGUUUUACCAAAAUUGACAGACAAAAAUAAUUCUGUUUUGAAACUAUACAUUCUAGUUUCUGCAGAUUAUAUUUUAAGAUUCAUGCACAUUCAUUAAACGUUAAAAAGGUUAUAUUCUAAAGAUAUUCAUUGAAAUGUGUGGUAUGUACCUAAAAUGUAAAUAUGUAUCCAUUUAUGUGUUUCUUACUGGACUAAUAUUUUUUAUUACAAAUUUUAUUUUAAUCAGACAGUCAUUGAACAACAUGGGUGCAGUUUAUAAUGUUAAAAAGACUAAUAUAAGUGUACACUGAAUGACAUCCACUGCUAAUAAUAUGGAGGGUGGACACAAAAAAGAAACACUUGUACAAUAUGGUGCGUUCAAAAUCAAAACAAACAUAUCCUAUUUCUCUUUUGGGUUGGUCAAAUAUGGUCAUCAAAACAGAUGGUUUAUAGUCUAAACAAUGAUUCUGAAACAUUUUCUUGUUUUGCUUAAACAAUGCAAAUGCAAAAAUAGUCAAAAUUAUGGAUUUUGGCAAAACUGUGAAAGCGGCAACAAAAACAUUUUAAUUCACUUUACCUCUUAUUAUAUUUAAAUGGGGGUUUUCUGGAUAUAAUCUCAACUAUUGGACGAGGUCUUUACUGUGUAUAGAUCAUACAAAGUGAUGAGAGAUGUUACAUAUUGGUGAGUAUCUGUGAUAUCUUGUCUAUGUGUGUACGCCUUUUAAUAAUGUCAGAAUAACAAAAUGUUUGACAUAUCUAUCCAAACUUUCAAAACAAUUUUGUAUUUUGAAAACCGUAUGUUACUGCAUUGUACUUUGCUUGAUUUCCAUUUCAAUAAUUCCAACCAAAAAAAUAAAAGAUCAAGAUCAUAGUGUUUAACAUUCUUUAUUCCAUUAAUUCAAUAAAAUCAGUUUGAGGUCCUAACUGUUGACUAGAUAUCCUAUACAAAGCACAGCACAGAUGAAGUGGUAAAGGUUGAACAGGUACAGGACACAAAACGAGACAAGACAAAGAGGUGACACAGAGUCUCAAAUUACCGUCAGCCCUUUUACCAAACAGAACCUGAAAAAGACAUUUAGGCAACUGAAGGUUCACAGUAAAACUGUGUUACUGAGGUCUAUUGGUGAGAUCAAAGUCCACUCACUCUGAGAAGGAUCAGCCAUACUGUCUUUUUUUCCCCGCUUAAUUCUGUCCAGCUAUAUAUUUAUUGCAUCUGUUUACAGUCACUGUACUUGUCAAUGUGACAAUGAAAAGUCAAAACCUCCUCCUUGCCUUGAAAA
Etheostoma spectabile (orangethroat darter) is the source of this 4212-nucleotide messenger RNA. RefSeq names its product inhibitor of nuclear factor kappa B kinase subunit beta (gene ikbkb). NCBI's taxonomy places the organism in Eukaryota, Metazoa, Chordata, Actinopteri, Perciformes, Percidae. The transcript is spliced from 22 exons. Gene Ontology annotation, cellular component: IkappaB kinase complex; cytoplasm. The record is from RefSeq and is a predicted model, not a curated record. Gene Ontology annotation, molecular function: protein binding; IkappaB kinase activity; ATP binding. Gene Ontology annotation, biological process: positive regulation of transcription by RNA polymerase II; peptidyl-serine phosphorylation; tumor necrosis factor-mediated signaling pathway. Bases 358 to 2397 code for a protein of 679 amino acids.